ACCCGGCCCCAAUACACGGCCAGACACCUGCAGGACGAUGUCGGACGGUUUCUCUCUCUCCGACGCCUUGCCUGCUCACAACCCUGGUGCCCCUCCACCCCAGGGCUGGAACCGGCCCCCGGGGCCUGGGGCCUUCCCGGCGUACCCUGGAUACCCAGGUGCCUAUCCUGGCGCACCAGGACCAUACCCAGGGGCACCCGGACCACAUCAUGGACCGCCAGGACCAUACCCUGGAGGACCACCAGGACCAUACCCUGGAGGACCACCGGGACCAUACCCUGGAGGACCACCAGGGCCAUAUCCUGGAGGACCAACUGCACCGUACUCUGAAGCUCCAGCCGCUCCACUGAAAGUCCCCUACGAUCUGCCCCUGCCAGCAGGACUCAUGCCUCGGCUGCUCAUAACCAUCACGGGGACUGUGAACUCAAAUCCCAACAGGUUUUCACUGGAUUUCAAGAGGGGGCAAGACAUUGCCUUCCACUUUAACCCCCGUUUCAAGGAAGACCACAAAAGGGUCAUUGUCUGUAAUUCAAUGUUCCAAAACAACUGGGGAAAAGAGGAGAGAACAGCUCCUAGAUUUCCAUUUGAACCUGGAACCCCCUUCAAGCUCCAGGUGCUCUGCGAGGGGGAUCACUUCAAGGUAGCAGUGAACGAUGCUCACCUGCUGCAGUUCAACUUCCGUGAGAAGAAGCUGAAUGAGAUCACCAAGCUCUGCAUUGCCGGGGACAUCACUCUCACCAGUGUUUUGACCUCCAUGAUUUAAUUACCAAGCUGUACCUUUAACACAAGACUAGCACUCCUCAGAGAGUUGUAACAGGAGUGCCCUCCCGUGUGAUUGUUCUGAAGCAAUAAAGCACUUUCACAAGUAAAA
Molecule: messenger RNA, 871 nt
Organism: Gallus gallus (chicken)
Lineage: Eukaryota; Metazoa; Chordata; Aves; Galliformes; Phasianidae
Gene: LGALS3
Product: galectin 3
Exons: 6
Coding region: 38-763 (241 amino acids)
Biological process (GO): monocyte chemotaxis; macrophage chemotaxis; eosinophil chemotaxis
Cellular component (GO): immunological synapse; nucleus
Molecular function (GO): laminin binding; IgE binding; carbohydrate binding
Source: RefSeq, marked validated